CGCCUGCACAGAACGCAUGCGCGGCUGUUGAAGUUACCGCGAAAAGACAAUCGGAUGAGUUCGCCGCGAAAAAGUUUCUAUAUAUUUUUGUAAUUAUUAUUUUUCAUGUUAUUGAAAAUAUAUUAAUAAUAAUUUUUACAUAGUUAAGUGUUUGUGAAUUAUUUUAAACAUGAAGUAUAAGGUGAAGAACGCUGAUAGCGAGAGUCAACGUCAACCAGACUCCGUCCUUGAAGAGAAACUAGAAAGAACAGUCCGAUGCUCGUCGAUUCUGAUCGUUGCGCUAGGUGUGUGCCUCAUCGCACUGGGGGUGUACACCACGAUACUGGUGCUGACUGAUUAUAACAGCCCCCAGCCGUGUAUGAGCGAAGUGUGCGUUGGUACUGCAUCCAGAGUGCUAUCCGCAAUGAACAAAGAAGUGGAUCCAUGCACGGAUUUCUACGAAUUCGCGUGUGGCGGCUGGAUCAAGAAGAACCCGGUCCCCGAGUGGGCGACCUCCUGGGACCAGCUGUCCAAGCUUCGGGAACAAUUGACUUCGGAUCUGCGAGAUCUGCUCGAGGCUGAAGAUGCGCCAAAUUCGCCAGAGAGCGUGCUCAAGGCGAAGGCUCUGUAUCGAACUUGCAUAGAUGUUGAUAAGAUGGAAGCCCGCGGGAUCCAACCGAUCCAGGAUCUCCUGGCGGAACUGGGCCUUCCGCGCGGCCCGCCCGCGGCCAGCAGCAACGUCUCGUGGGAGGAGGUGGCGGGGCGCGCGCGCCGCACCCUCGGCCUCAGCGUGCUGCUCAGCGUGCAGGUGCUGGAGGAUGUGAGGAACACCAGCAGGAACCGGGUUGUGAUCGAGCAAGUAACGCCCGGUUUCAGCGAGCGCUACCUCCUGCACCCGGAGCAGUUUGCUCACGAGUUGGAGCAGUAUCACACCUACAUUAGGGACAUGAUUGCUGUAGUGGAUUCGGAGACUGACGCUGAGAAGUUCGCUGAUGAUAUUGUUGAGUUCAGCAAGAGUUUGGCGAGGAUAAUGACCCCGAUGGAGGUGCGGCGCAGCGGCGCGCACCUGUUCCACGACGUGAGCGUCGCGCAGUUCGUGCGCGGCGCGGCCGGCGGGCCCGCGCAGUGGCCUGAGCACGACUGGGCGGGCUACCUGCGCACGGUGUUCAGCAACACGAGCGUGGCGCUGCGCCCCGCGGAGGACCGGCUCAUCGUCAUGGACCUGCCCUACCUGCAGCGCCUCGCCGCGCUGCUCUCCGACACCGACCCGCUGCUUCUCGAGCGCUUCAUGUGGUGGAGCGUGUUCUCGACGGUGUCGCCGAUGAGCGUGUCGCGGUUCCGCGAGCUCGGGUUCGCGUUCAGCCGCGCCGUGUUCGGGCUGCGCACGCGCGCGCCGCGCUGGAAGACCUGCGCCGCCAACGUCAACGCCAACUUCGGCUUGGCGCUCUCCCUGCUCUACGUCCAGAGCCACUUCGACAACGCGUCGCGGAUCAAGGCGCUGGAGAUGGUGUCGGACGUGCGCGCCGCGUUCGCGGCGGGCGUGGCGCGGCUCGGCUGGAUGGACGAGGCGACGCGCGCGCGCACGCUGCGCAAGCUGCGCGCCAUCCGCAACUUCGUGGGCUUCCCCGCCUGGCUGCUCAACGCCACGCGCCUCGACCGCCACUACCGACACGCUGAAGUUGUAGAAGGUAACCUGUUCGAGACCUUCUUGAAGCUGACGCAGGCUGCCGUUAAGAAAUCGUUUGAAACUUUACGAGAGAAACCUGAUAGGAACAGGUGGGUAGCGACGGCGACAACGGUAAAUGCAUUCUACUCAGCGACACUCAACUCAGUCACAUUCCCUGCUGGUAUUUUACAGCCACCCUUCUAUGGAAAUGGCAUUGAGGCUAUAAACUAUGGAUCGAUUGGUGCAAUUAUGGGACAUGAAGUAACUCAUGGAUUUGACGAUCAAGGUCGGCGCUACGACGAGGAGGGCAACCUCAAGCAGUGGUGGACAGCCGGCACGCUGGAGCAGUACCACGAGCGCGUGCAGUGCAUCGUGCAGCAGUACAGCCAGUACCACAUGCAGCAGCUGCCCAACUAUACGGUGCACGGGUUCAACACGCAGGGCGAGAACAUCGCGGACAACGGCGGGCUGCGCGCGGCGCUGCGCGCGUACGGGCUGCAGCGCCGCCGCGCCGCGCGCCCCGCGCCGCGCCUGCCCGGCCUGCCGCACUACUCGCCCGACCAGCUCUUCUUCCUCGGCUUCGCGCAGAUCUGGUGCGGCAACUCCACCGUCGGCGCGCUCAAGUCCAACCUCGUGGAGGGCGUGCACAGCCCCAACAGGAUUCGCGUCAUCGGCACUCUCAGCAACAUGAAGGAGUUCUCCGACGCGUGGCAGUGCGCGCCCGGCUCGCCGAUGAAUCCGGAACACAAGUGCGUUCUGUGGUAACGAGUUACUACGCAUGUAAUAAAUAUGUAAAUAUAUGAGUGCUGCUGAGCCUGCCCAAAUCGUGAGUAGCUCGGUAGAAAGCUGUGUAAAAUAAUGAGUCGGUAUUUUAUAAAUUUUAGUUGAGUUAAUUUGACAAUUAAUUGACAUUGACAACUGAAAUCAAAUUGUUAAGAAAAUUGUUACUUUUAAGUAAGAACUAUAGUUCACUUAGGUAUAACAAACAAACAAAAAAGAACUGAAACUGAAAGAAAUAAGAAUAACUUUUAGUCUGAGGUCCUGAGAUCCAAAAUUGUAACGAAACUCAACAUUUAGAAUUUAUAUUUAAACUGAAACGACUACCUAUAUUUUAUGUUGUUGCUGAGCAAUGACAAUAGUUUAUAAGUGCUUAGGUUAAAAUUAAUCGACCAGUUAAUUUGUGUUACCAUCUGAUACGUAUUAUGUCAUGAAGACUGUGAAGAAAAUAGUUACCAAUUUGCUUAUAAAUGUAUCUUACGAGUUCCAUUUAUUCAAGAAAACUUUUAGGAGAAACAGUAAUAUAAGUUCACUUCACAAAUUACUAAAUUUUCCUUUACAAGUGACUAAUCACUAGUAAUUAUAUCUUUUAUAAACUUAACAAUGGCCUGCAAUAAUAAUAUAUUUAAAUAUGAUCUUUAUAGAAAUAUUUACUAAGUUAUGGACAACCAGUGAUUCUUUAUAGUUACCAUGAUUCUGUGAAAAUUUCUGUAUAUAGGGUAAGUAUUGACUGUUAGAAUAAUAUUUAUGUUUAAGUAUGUAAAAAGCUGUGAAUAUAUAAUAAUACAGUUAGAUAAUUUAAAUUUUAAAAAUAAAUAAGUUACCAAAUAAUUUUGAUUUAUCCAUGCAUU
Molecule: messenger RNA, 3273 nt
Organism: Zerene cesonia (dogface butterfly)
Lineage: Eukaryota; Metazoa; Arthropoda; Insecta; Lepidoptera; Pieridae
Product: neprilysin-4-like
Exons: 16
Coding region: 170-2410 (746 amino acids)
Biological process (GO): protein processing
Cellular component (GO): plasma membrane
Molecular function (GO): metalloendopeptidase activity
Source: RefSeq, a predicted model, not a curated record